CCUAGAUGACAGCCCCGUGACUAGUCCAAAACUUGACAAGCCGACGGUCGCCGAAGACAUUCGCUUGAAAAUGAUUCCUUUAACUGGAAUCAUCUCUUUGGUUGUAUUUACUCUAUUUUCCGGUGUUUUGUGCUUCGAAAACAAUGUACCCGUUUAUAUGUGGAAUAUCGACACAGAUGCCGUUGUGAAUCCGUUACAUUCGUUGAAUGCAGAAGAACUGGUGGGAAAGGUGUCCCUGUCCUUGGAAGGGAAGCUUGUUGCCUUGUUCAUGCAAGAUGAGCUGAGCGUAGAUGACUUCAAGUCUAAUGACCUUGCUGCUCUGAAAUCGCUGGCUGAAAUGGAUAAUGAUGGAACAUUCUAUGCCCCUUCAGUCACCAAAACCACCAAGUUGCCUGAAGUUUUGGCAGCUGCUGGAUAUAAUGUAGUAUAUGUCAAGUCCCACCAAGACUUGCCUACAUCUGCAGUUGUUGGUAAAACAGUGUUGGUUAUUGACCUGCCAGCCACCCAACUUGGUGAUUUGCGCAAGGAAAAUUUGCAGCUCAACAGUAAUGCCAUCACCGAAAUUUACGAAACCCUGAAGUCCCAACAGCCAGAUGUUGUUGGUAUUUUCACUGCAAAAAGGAACUCCCAGCUUCAGCUGGACGAAUCUAGGAGGCGCAUCGCCCGAAGUGCAACAGCAAAGAGCGCACCUCGAGAAGAGACAUUCGUUGAUAAAUUUUACAACAUUACCCAGGAGAGCGGCAAACUGUUUCUCUUUUUCGAAAAGGCUCCUAUCUUAAAAAUCAAGGACGAGAACAAGACAGCGUGGGCCAAUUUCACCCUGAACGUCGAUCCCGUCUUCACCGGCACUGUUGUUAACGAAACCCACAAAACUGGCGUCCUUGUUUUGACUUACGAAGCAUUGGCUCCCUCUGGUCCGAAAAAUGACUCUGGAUUUCUGACUAAAGCCAAAAUCAGUUUCCAUUUGUCUACCAAACGAGGCUACUGGUACAUCAACCAGACUACCAUCGAUUUUGAUGUCAAAAUCAAUGAUGCCACAUUCAAAGAGGACAAUUUGGUGUUGGUUACAACGGAUGUCUCUACCCCAUUGGGUCGCUCUUGGCAUUGCACUCCCAAGUCACGUUUGGCAAGUUACGGAUAUUAUUUCAAUGGCACUAUCAUUAAGUACACCAACAAAGUCAUCUUGGAAACGGACGGCUUCCAAUUGCAGCCUUUCAAAGUGUCCAAAGACAAGUUUGGCGAUGGUUAUGAUUGCGUUGGGUUUUUCACCGAAGGUAUUUGGGCCGCCAUCAUCUUGGGUCUGAUUAUCGCCAUGAUGCUGGCCUGGGCCAUUUCAAUGCUGGCUGAUGUAAGAACUCCUGAUCGUUACGAUGAUCCUAAAGGAAAAACUAUUACCAUCACAGCCACUGAAUAGAAACAAUUGGUAACUAUUUCUUUACUUCCCUAUCCAUUGAAGACGGUUAGGAUGCAAUUCCUAAUUGCUUUCAAUCAGCCAAUUCUUUCUCUCUCCUUCUUCGUUCUAAUCUUCAAAACAACAGCAAAAACAAUUGGCUACAAAACAAGAGCCUGUAUAGAAUGUCUAUUAGAAAUAAUACUUAUAACUAAAUAAUACCAAGUGAAUUUGGUCUGGUGAGAUACAAACAAAAACAGUAAAAAACAUGAAGCAUGGUUUAUUUGAUUUUUUUUUUUCGUGACACGUCCGUUAGUUGUUUUUGGCUACGCUUUUCCUUGUCUUUUUACGUGUACAUUUGCAUAAUUUGCAUUCCAUCAAUAAAUGUUUAGUGUGUUUA
Daphnia carinata is the source of this 1790-nucleotide messenger RNA. Its product is annotated as V-type proton ATPase subunit S1-like. The record is from RefSeq and is a predicted model, not a curated record. Gene Ontology annotation, cellular component: proton-transporting V-type ATPase complex. The transcript is spliced from 8 exons. The coding region runs from base 71 to 1414 and encodes 447 amino acids. NCBI's taxonomy places the organism in Eukaryota, Metazoa, Arthropoda, Branchiopoda, Diplostraca, Daphniidae.